Molecule: messenger RNA, 855 nt
Organism: Hippopotamus amphibius kiboko
Lineage: Eukaryota; Metazoa; Chordata; Mammalia; Artiodactyla; Hippopotamidae
Gene: SDF2L1
Product: stromal cell derived factor 2 like 1
Exons: 3
Coding region: 64-729 (221 amino acids)
Source: RefSeq, a predicted model, not a curated record
GGAUUGGCCGGCGGUGGAGACGGAAGCGACCGGGAGUCGAGUUGCGGGAGCCCGGCCGCGGCGAUGUGGAGCGCGGGCCGCGGCCGAGCUGCCGGUGCGGCGCUGCUGGGGCUGCUGCUGGCGCUCUCGGUGCCGGGCGGCUGUGCCGUCAGGACCGGCGAGGGGCUCGUGACCUGCGGGUCGGUGCUGAAGCUGUUCAACACUCAGCACGGGGUGCGGCUGCACUCGCACGACGUCAAAUACGGAUCCGGCAGCGGCCAGCAGUCGGUGACCGGCGUGGAGGCGCCCGACGACGCCAACAGCUACUGGCGGAUCCGCGGCGGCUCGGAGGGCGGGUGUCCGCGGGGGUCCCCGGUGCGCUGCGGGCAGGCGGUGCGGCUGACGCACGUGCUCACCGGCAAGAACCUGCACACGCACCACUUCCCGUCGCCUCUGUCCAACAACCAGGAGGUGAGCGCCUUUGGGGAGGACGGCGAGGGUGACGACCUGGACCUGUGGACGGUGCGCUGCUCGGGGCAGCACUGGCAGCGGGACGCCGCCGUGCGCUUCCAGCACGUGGGCACCUCCGUGUUCCUGUCGGUCACUGGCGAGCAGUACGGGAGCCCCAUCCGGGGGCAGCUCGAGGUGCACGGCAUGCCCAGCGCCAAUAUCCACAAUAAGUGGAAGGCCAUGGAAGGCAUUUUCAUCAAGCCCACCGUGGAGGCCUCUGCGGGCCACGAUGAACUCUGAGUGCCGUGGACCCGCCGGCAGAGGGCAGCAGGGUGGGUUGUCUGCAGGGCCCUUCUUGGGGAGACUUUGGGUUUGUCGGGGUUCUCAAGUGCCUUUAUGAUUAAAGAAUGCUGGUCUAUGGUUGCA